Meloidogyne enterolobii is the source of this 526-nucleotide messenger RNA. NCBI's taxonomy places the organism in Eukaryota, Metazoa, Nematoda, Chromadorea, Rhabditida, Meloidogynidae. The record is from the annotation of a GenBank genome assembly.
GCAGAGGAUUGAAGGAGAGAGGGAAGGACUUGAAUUGAGGGAGGGAGGGAAGGGGGAAUAAGAGGGAAUAACAUGGAGGGCCAGUUAGAGAAAAAUAGAAAGAAAGAGCAGGAGAUGAGAAGGAGGGAUGAAUCGUUUUAAGAGAGGGGAUUGAAGGAGGGAGGGAAGGAUUUGAAUUGAGGGUGAAGGUGUGUUGUAUUCGAGUGAAUAAGAGUGAGGGUCUUCGAGUUAGAGAAAAAGAGAAAGAAAGAGUCAGUGAAGAGAAGGAGGGAGGGAGGAAUCUUUUUAAGGCAUGGGAUUGAAGGAGAGAGGGAAGGAUUUGAAUGGGAAGGUGUGGGGUAUUCAAGGGAAUAACAGGGAGGGUCUUCGAGUUACAGAGAAAAAGAUAAAGAAAGAGCAAGAGAAGAAAAGGAGGGAAGAAUCUUUUUAUCGAUUGAUGGAGGAGGGAGAGGAGGAGGGAGAGGGAUUGUCUAGGGGUACCUCCUUUUUAACGCCCUCUUCUCUUCUCCCUCCCUCCACAAAAUAG